Molecule: messenger RNA, 1751 nt
Organism: Castor canadensis (American beaver)
Lineage: Eukaryota; Metazoa; Chordata; Mammalia; Rodentia; Castoridae
Source: RefSeq, a predicted model, not a curated record
CCGUGGUGAAGAACCCACCUAACAAUCUGUGGAUCAUCGCUGCAGUGUUGGCGCCCAUCGCUGUGGUCACGGUCAUCAUCAUUAUCAUCACUGCCGUGCUCUGCAGGAAGAACAAGAACGACUUCAAGCCAGACACCAUGAUAAACCUGCCUCAGAGAGCAAAGCCCGUGCAAGGAUUUGACUAUGCCAAGCAGCACCUGGGCCAGCAAGGGGCAGAUGAGGAGGUCAUCCCUGUGACUCAGGAGACUGUGGUCCUUCCCCUGCCUGUGAGGGAUGCUGCUCAGGAAAGAGACAUUGCUCAGGAUGGGAGCACCAUCAAGACGGCCAAGUCCACAGAAACCAGAAAGAGGUCGCCCAGUGAGAAUGGCUCUGUCAUCAGCAACGAAUCAGAGCCCAGCUCAGGGAGACGCUCACCCCAGAAUGUAAUGGCACAGGAGAAAGUGACAAAGGAGGAGGCAAGGAAGAGAAAUGUGCCAGCCAGUGACGAAGAGGAGGGAGCGGUUCUUUUUGACAACUCUGGCAAGGCAACAGCAGAUCCCUUCGACACGUCUUCUGGGUCUGUGCAGCUCAUCGCAAUCAAACCCUCAGCCCUACCCGUGGUGCAUCCUGCCUUGGACAGGAGCCAGGAGUCCUCAGCCGUCCUCAAUGGUGAGGUGAACAAAGCCCUAAAGCAGAAGUCGGACAUCGAGCACUAUCGGAACAAGCUACGCCUCAAAGCCAAGAGGAAGGGAUAUUAUGACUUCCCUCCGGUGGAGACAAAUAAGGGCCUGACUGAAAGAAAAAAGAUGUAUGAGAAAGCCCCAAAGGAAAUGGAGCAUGUUUUGGAACCAGACCCGGAACUGUGUGCUCCGUUCGCAGAGGCUAAAAACAGGCAACAGAUGAAGAACUCUGUCUACCGAAGCCGACAGUCUCUGAACAGCCCGAGUCCAGGAGAAACUGAGAUGGACCUUCUGGUCACUCGGGAGCGACCCCGGCGUGGAAUCCGUAACAGCGGAUAUGACACUGAGCCUGAAAUCAUAGAGGAAACCGACGUUGACAGAGUCCGUGAACCCCGGGGCUACGGCAGGUCACGGCAGGUGAAAGGCCACUCAGAGACCUCCACGCUGAGCUCGCAGCCCUCCAUCGACGAGGUCCGGCAACAGAUGCACAUGCUGCUGGAGGAGGCCUUCAGCCUGGCGUCUGCGGGCCAUGCCGGCCAGGGCCGGCACCAGGAGGCCUACGGCUCCGCUCAGCACCUGCCCUACUCUGAAGUGGUGACCAGUGCUCCAGGGACCAUGACACGGCCCAGAGCUGGGGUGCAGUGGGUACCAACCUACCGCCCAGAGAUGUACCAGUAUAGUCUGCCCCGGCCGGCUUACAGGUUUUCCCAGCUUCCUGAAAUGGUCAUGGGCUCUCCCCCUCCACCUGUACCUCCGCGGACUGGCCCUGUAGCUGUGACUUCCCUCAGGCGGUCGACCUCAGACAUUGGCAGCAAGACCAGAAUGGCUGAGUCCGCCGGGCCUGAACCCGCCCAUCUGCACGACAGCGCCUCAUUUGCCCAGGUGUCCAGAGGCCCAGUGUCAGUAGCGCAGCUGGAUCAGUCAGCUUUAAAUUACUCAGGUAACACGGUGCCAGCAGUGUUCGCCAUCCCAGCUGCCAACAGACCUGGCUUCACCGGCUACUUCAUCCCGACGCCUCCCUCGUCCUACAGGAGCCAGGCAUGGAUGUCCUACGCGGGAGAGAAUGAGCUCCCGAGCCAGUGGGCUGAUUCG